AGCGUACUACUUCUCUUUCCGGUUUUAACUUUCGACAACUCAGGGAGUAAUGCUACAGUGAGAGAGAGUGUAUAGUCCCACUACCAACCCUCAACUCUCACACUUUCACUUCCACCCAGCCAACAGAGAAUUAGAGAGAGCGCCUUUUUUCUUUUUCACUCAUUUAAUGCUUCUCAUCGACAAAGCGUGAAGCCUCUCCCUUCUUCUCCUUUAUAAUUUUUUUUGUCAGGGACUCAUCAAAAUCCUUCACACUAAAAAUCAAUCAUUUCGUAAAAUUUUAUUUACUGAGUGAGUCUGAAAGAAAUGGAAUUGAGUAAGGUGACAUUAGAGAUCUUUACGAAGCUGGAGCAGAAAUGGUUGUCGCACUGUGAAACCACCAAGAAGAGUCGAGUUCUUAGCAUCGAUGGUGGAGGAACUACCUGCAUUGCUGCUGGCACUGCUUUAAUCCACCUUGAGGACCAGAUCCGUCUCAAAACCGGUGAUCCUGGCUGUCGAAUCGCUGAUUUUUUCGAUAUUAUUGCUGGCACUGGCAUUGGAGCUCUCCUUGCGUCCAUGCUUACUGCCGAUGAUGGCUCUGGCCGUCCUCUCUUCACCGCAAGAGAUGCUGUUGAGUUGAUCACUAGCAGAAACUCUGAACUCUUCAGGGUUAAAUUCUCCGGAGUUCUUCGCCGCCAACAGAGAUUCUCCGGCAAGAGCAUGGAUAAGGUUUUGAAGGAAAUCUUUAAGAGAAUUGACGGCACUGACCUUACUCUGAAAGACACGUGUAAGCCACUUCUUGUUCCAUGCUUUGACUUGAAAACUUCGGCUCCCUUUGUCUUCUCCCGCGCCGACGCGUCUGAGUCGCCGAGUUUCAAUUUCGAACUCUGGCAAGUAUGCCAUGCUACAUCAGCGACGCCGAGCUUGUUUAAACCGUUCUCUUUAACGUCUGUCGACGGAAAAACCACUUGCUCGGCCGUUGACGGCGGUUUGGUGAUGAAUAAUCCAACGGCAGCAGCAGUUACUCACGUGCUGCACAACAAGCGCGAUUUUCCGUCAGUUAACAGCGUGGAGGAUCUGCUAGUUCUUUCUUUGGGUAACGGUUCGCUAAUGAGUAGAUCGUGUGGUGGGAAACUCCGUCAAAACGGCGAGUGCUCCACGUCAUCGGUGGUUGACAUUGUUCUUGAUGGAGUGUCGGAGACCGUAGACCAAAUGUUGGGGAACGCUUUUCGUUGGAAUCGUUCUGACUACGUUAGAAUUCAGGCAAACGGUUUAAUGAGCGAAGGCGUGGUGGGUCCAAGAAUGGAGGAAGAAGUGCUGAAAGAGAGAGGGGUGGAGUCGUUACCGUUUGGCGGGAAGCGGUUACUGACGGAGACUAACGGCCAGAGAAUCGACAGCUUUGUGCAACGCCUUGUUGCAUCAAGGAAGACCAGUUUACCACCCAGUCCCUGCAAGGAAUCCGCCGUCAGCCCUCUCGCUAACGGCCGUUAACUAGUAUUUUAAUUUUUUUUGGUUAACCAUUUUGUAAGUUGUAAUCAAUAUCUUGUACUUUUUUUUUAGUUAACCAUCAUCGUUCUUUGAGUUUAAUAGCAACUAAUAACUAUUACCACUUUAA
Messenger RNA from Mangifera indica (mango), 1591 nucleotides. Its product is annotated as probable inactive patatin-like protein 9. Gene Ontology annotation, biological process: lipid metabolic process. Bases 304 to 1467 code for a protein of 387 amino acids. The record is from RefSeq and is a predicted model, not a curated record. The transcript is spliced from 2 exons. NCBI's taxonomy places the organism in Eukaryota, Viridiplantae, Streptophyta, Magnoliopsida, Sapindales, Anacardiaceae.